CACCAUUGAUCAGGACGAGCGUCUGCUGGUGGAGGAGUUGUGGUGGCAGCUGAACUGCUGACACUGAGGCCACUCAGUGCAGCUGUGUCAGUGCCACUGACAUUGUCAGACGCUGGUUCACCGCCUAUGCGACGGCAGAUGACGCUGACUCUGGUGCCUCACUCAGCUGAGUCAGCUCAUCGAGACGUCAGCCUGGUUAAGAUUGCCACCGUCGUGUCAGCUCACGCGGCCUCUCCAGCUCCCCUCGGGCGUCUCCCUCGCCUACCCUUCCCUGGCGACGCAACGCAACGCCACGGAACCGACACUGAAACGGAUAAUGUAUCCUCACUAUUCAGGGAUAAAUUCAGGUUCAACUUCGAUGAGUCUGGCCCAGUGACUGGGAAAUCCAUGGCUAAUUCUAGCCGUGGAUUAAAUAAAUUCAGCGCUCGAAUUACAUGGCAGGGAUCUAAUUCAGGAAUCCGCCUGGAUAGCGACUCAGGAUUGUUGUUGCUGGAUCCUGCAGCUGGGCUGGGACGACAUCAAGCGAAGCUGCUUCUCUCGUCAGCGUUGGGCGAAGCGCACGAGCUGACUGUUUACGCUGACGUCAGCAGCGUCAGAGUUGCUGACGCGCUGAAAUCUACACCAAUCGAUCUCGCCAUCCUGCCUCACGACCUCCUGACGAAUGCUGACGCUGAGGAACCAAACUCAGAAUCUCCUCUGGACCGUCUCCUAAGGCUGAUGAAUCAGCAUCUUGCUGACUACUCAAACGAAUCAAGGACAGACUCCCCAAAGUCGUACGAUAUGUCAGCCAUUCGCCCACACGUCAUGGCUGUGGCUGUAGAAACCAUACAACGCAACAAUGACAGCCACACCAGAGUGUGGCUCCUUCAACAGCCACCUGAAAGGCACCUCAGAUUUGCCCUGGAGCCUCUAAUAUUCCAGCAUCAACAUGAGAUCGAGGCCGAAGUCGGUGCGGCUGUGUUGGGCGCGGGCGUUUCGGCGCUGGGCGACUGCGCGUCUCGACGAGUUGCGUGCCGCUGUUGCUGCCGCGACCACGCGGCGCUGGACCAGCGCUGGCACCUCGCGGAUGCCGGCGCUCGCAGCCACGCCGGGCCUUCCCUGCGUAUAGAAUCUUCGUGCAGGUGUCCAGUGCAGGACGGCGCCGAAGAGGAGCGCGGGCAGCUGGCUAGCCUGACUUCGGCGCACGCGGUCACCGCCGGGCGACAGCCGACAUGCAGCCGGGGCGCCUGCCGCAACGGCGGCAAGUGCCUGCCUCACGCCGCGUCUGGGCCCAGGUGA
Hyalella azteca is the source of this 1278-nucleotide messenger RNA. RefSeq lists its product as uncharacterized. The transcript is spliced from 6 exons. Lineage: Eukaryota; Metazoa; Arthropoda; Malacostraca; Amphipoda; Hyalellidae. Bases 127 to 1278 code for a protein of 383 amino acids. The record is from RefSeq and is a predicted model, not a curated record.